This is a messenger RNA of Exophiala xenobiotica, 4747 nucleotides long. RefSeq lists its product as hypothetical. Lineage: Eukaryota; Fungi; Ascomycota; Eurotiomycetes; Chaetothyriales; Herpotrichiellaceae. The record is from RefSeq and is a predicted model, not a curated record. Gene Ontology annotation, molecular function: heme binding; iron ion binding; oxidoreductase activity, acting on paired donors, with incorporation or reduction of molecular oxygen. Gene Ontology annotation, biological process: response to oxidative stress. The coding region runs from base 1422 to 4124 and encodes 900 amino acids. The transcript has 3 exons.
GUAACACAUGUCUUCUGUCACCAUAAUCAUUGCAAUGGAUUCGAUUCGAUCUCUCACUUCCUUGCUUCACGUAAAAGACCAACUAUGAAUCCUGUGGGCAGCGGACGCAGUUACACUUGACCUGCUCGUGUGAGCAACGUCUACGGAGCCCUGGCCCAAUGGGUUCCCUUGCACUCGCUCUGUCUCAACACACCGAGCCCAAGCUCCGAGCCAUGAUGUGCACAAUCAACUAUCAUGUACCUCCCCGUUCCUCAUCUUACGUGACUUGUCCUACGUUAUCGUAUGCGUGACCGCUCCUGAGCAAUGCACAAGAGGUGACUCGGAUCGAGCUGGCCUGGACAUGCCGUCUCCUGGCCGAUACACCGCUGGUUGAUCAAAUACGAUGGCGCAGCGAUUUCCUGAAGACUGAAAUCCCCUACGACAUGGCGUCGCUCUGGCGUCUCACUCUCUCCCUUGAUCGAUCGUACGAAUGCUCUGCAAGACUGAGUAUACCUUGUCGCUUCUAUCACCCGCCUCGGAGGGCAUCCUACCUGCACUCUUCACUCGACGCCCAUCUCGAUCAUUUCCGUAAGGGGAGAUGCCUCUUUUACGAAGACUCUCGUCAAGCUUCAAAAAGAAGAUGGUCACACAAAAGAAUAGGGCCACUGCGAAUGGGAACUUGACACCAGUCGACGAAGCCGGCGCUCCAGAACAAAAUGGCACUCAGCCUGGAUGUUCUGUUGCUCAGAGCCUCGCAAAAACGAAAGAUGUUCACUGGAACACUUCAUACAAUCCCCCCUCCCCUUCAGCAGCGCAAGAGCCAGUAACAGCGGGUGCGGGUGCGGGUGCCAGUGGUCCGGCAACACGCAAAGAUGUCGAGAACUUCUUCCAAGAAUUUGCACAGCUGCUACACGCUUCUCGACGCACACUUCCUACUCAAUCUGGUGACGGUCAGUAUCUGGAUCAGGCAGAAUCCUCGGGACUUCUGGCAGAUCUCAAGUCUCUUGGGCUGAAAGACGUAAAGACAGUGACGCACAUGUUGGAAGACAAGGCCAGUGGGAAAGCUCAGGACGAUCGAGAGCUGCACAUGGAGGAGAUCAUGCAACUCAUAGCUGCUCUUCCUGAUCGUUCAGCAAAUCGCGUCGAGCUGACCAGCAUGUUGCUGGAUGUGCUCUGGAACUCGCUACAACAUCCCCCAAUGUCCUACCUUGGCGACACCUUUCGCUACCGAUCUGCAGAUGGGUCCAACAAUUCCUACAUCUUCCCGAAGCUAGGGGCAGCCAAUACGCCGUAUGCUCGCUCGGUGUCUCCCGUCAUCGUUCAGCCCGGCGCUCUUCCGGAUCCCGGAUUGAUAUUCGACUCUCUCCUAGCACGCGAGGAUUUCAAGCCCCAUCCAAACAAGGUUUCGAGUAUCUUUUUCAACUGGGCGUCGUUGAUCAUUCAUGGUUUGUGUUUGUCCUGUCCUUUGCUCCUUGUCGUCUCACUCUGUACCAGAUCUCUUUCAAACCGAUCACCAUGACUACAGUAUUAGCAAGACAUCCAGCUACCUCGAUUUGUCUAUCCUGUACGGAGAUACUCAAUCCGAUCAAAACAAUAUGAGAACCUUCAAGGAUGGCAAAAUCAAGCCCGAUUGCUUUGCGGAGGAGCGCCUUCUGGCGUUCCCUCCUGCUUGCGGAGUCAUGUUGAUCAUGUUGAAUCGCUUUCACAAUUACGUUGUCGAGCAGCUAGCACUAAUUAAUGAAAAUGGUCGAUUCACCAGACCAUCCGAUCGACUGCCGAAGGACGGAGCGCCAGCAGCUUGGAGAAAGUAUGACAAUGACCUCUUCCAGACGGGCAGACUGAUCACUUGUGGACUCUAUAUCAACAUCACACUGUACGACUAUCUUCGGACCAUUGUCAACCUGAACAGAACUAACAGUACCUGGACUCUGGAUCCGCGACUGGACAAACCAAAGACAUUCGGCAGCGAUGGCACACCUCGCGGGAUCGGUAAUCAAGUGAGCGCAGAGUUCAGCUUGUCCUACCGGUGGCAUUCCUGCAUCGGCCAGAUGGACGAAGCCUGGACUGAAAUGGUGUACCAAGAACUGUUCGGGAAAGCCCCAGAUAGUGUCUCUCUCCAGGAAUUGAUGGCUGGGUUGGGCAAAUAUGAUCACGAACUCCCAGCAGAUCCACUCGCAAGACCUUUUGCACAUCUCAAGCGUUGCGCAGACGGCAAAUUCGACGACGGCGACCUUUCAAAAAUUAUGCAAGCCGGAGUUGAGGAGGUUGCCGGAGCAUUCGGAGCCCGCAACAUUCCAAAAUGUCUACGUGCCAUCACCAUCCUCGGGAUCAUGCAAGGAAGAUCUUGGAAUCUUUGCACGCUCAACGAAUAUCGCAAGUUUUUCGGGCUGAAAACGUACGAUACCUUUGAAGAAGUCAAUCGGGAUCCUCACAUCGCCGAGCAAUUGAAGCAUCUCUACGAGCAUCCUGACUACAUUGAACUUUAUCCCGGUCUGGCUGUGGAAGAAUACAAAGAGCCAAUGGCUCCUGGAGUCGGUAUUUGCCCUACUCAUACCGUCUCACGCGUCGUUCUGUCCGACGCUGUUGCCCUCGUCCGCGGAGACAGGUUCUACACACUCGAUUACAAUCCCAAAAACCUUACAAACUGGGGAUACCUUGAAGUAGCCUAUGACUUGGGCGUCAAUCAAGGUUGUGUUUUCUACAAGCUUAUCCUCCGAACACUGCCAAACCAUUUCAUGCCCAACAGCAUCUAUGCCCACUAUCCUAUGACAGUGCCCGCCGAAAAUGCGAAAAUCAUGCAGAACCUCGGCCGAUAUCACGACUAUGACUGGAGCCGACCAACAUACAUUCCUACCAGAGUCAACUUGACUUCGUAUCAAAGUGCCAAAUAUCUUCUCGAACGUUCUCAGGACUUCACAGUCAUGUGGAAUGACGGUCUCAGCUUCGUCAUGGGUGAAGGAGGUAGGAAGUUUUGCUUGGGAGGCGAUACUGUGCUUCAUCGGAAGCAGCGAGAACUCAUGCAUGGGCUCCUCUACCGUGAGAAGUGGCAUGAACAUAUCAAGAAUUUCUAUGAGUACAUCACCCUUCGCCUUCUGCAUGAGAAGAGUUGUACGAUUGCCGGCAUCAAUCAGGUCGAUUUGACGCGAGAUGUGGGAAACCUUGCCCAUGUUCACUUUGCGGCCAACGUGUUUUCUUUGCCACUCAAGACUGCAGAGAAUCCGGCCGGUAUCUUCACCGAGCAAGAAAUGUGGAUGGCGAUGAGCGUCAUUUUCACCGCAAUCUUCUUUGACUUCGAGCCUACCAAGUCUUUCCCACUCCGGCUUGUGGCCAGGAAACUGGCAACUAUGCUUGGUAAACUGAUCGAGAUCAACGUCAAGUCUGUCACGACGACAUCAUUUGCUUCCAACUUCCUGGACUCCUUCCGGGAAAACGAAAAUGCUCUUGCUGAAUACGGCAUUCAUAUGAUUCGUCGCCUUAGCCAAUCUGGCAUGAGCACAUACGACGUGGGAUUGAGCCAGAUCAUGCCGACUGCUGUCGCGAUGGUGCCGAACCAGUCUCAGGUCUUCAGCCAAAUCAUGGACCAUUAUCUCAGCGACGAAGGUCUCGAGCAUCUUCCGGAGAUUCAACGUCUGGCAAGGAUUGACAGCAGAGAAUCCGAUGAGAAGCUUCUUCGCUACGUCAAUGAGGGCAUCCGUCUGAAUGGUACGUUCGGCAGCUACCGUCGAAGUGAGGUUAGCCACGUCUUCAACGACGAUGGCAGGCAGGUAGCCGUCAAACCGGGUGACAAGGUCUUCUGCAGUUUUGUUGGAGCAGCAAGGGAUCCCAACAUCUUCCCAAAUCCCGACCGCGUCCGCCUUGAUCGACCCAGGGAUUCUUACCUCCAUUACGGGAUCGGAGACCACACUUGCCUGGGAAAGGAAGCGAGUAUGGUCGCACUCACUGCUAUGUUAAGGACGGUGGGUAAGUUGCAAAAUCUCAGGCGUGCACCAGGACCGCAGGGGCAGCUGAAGAAGGUUCCACGACCUGGAGGGUUUUAUGUCUACAUGAGGGAUGAUCAUGGCUCAUAUUUUGUUUUCCCGUGUACUUUUAAAGUACAUUAUGACGGACCUCUCCCAUCAUUUCGCAGAGGAAGAGCAGAGCACUGACGCUGCACGGUCAGAUAGGUCUGCCGCACUUCCAGACAUUUGUCUUAAAACCGUAUGAGAAGCUUCUGGGUUGUUUCAAUGUUUCCCAUGCGUGCUUGUUCAUCAAUCGGUAUCUUGAACUGCGUCAAGCUCACAAAAUGCCGGAACUACUACCUGGGAUCCAAGCAGCUACCUCUCACGCUGGCUUGAUAUGGCUACAAAUGUUGUUCCAAACUUGAAGCAACAGCUCGGCAACGGAACGGCUUUCAAACCCGCUUAAACCAUAUCAAGCUGAGGAACAAAGCCCGAUAUCUUUCAACAGUUCGCCCGCCACAAUGUCAAUACCCGCAGUCUUGAGGUCCUCGAUUCCAAAAUUGAUGAACAGUACGUCGUCGCUGUACCCAUGGUACUUCUGUCCUUGUGAUUUCCAAGUGAUCGAGGUCACGUAAAACAUCUCGGUCUGAUUCCAAGUUUCCAAUGAUUCGAACUCUGGACCUUUCGGUCUUUUCUCUCCAGCCUUCCCCCUACCAUGGAUCCAGAUCGGCUUCGAAGAGAUAGCAUGAAGUUCAAAUGGAGAGGUACGUUUGAACAGCAUCACAUAGGGUUCGUACACACUGUGAAAGGAAUAGAAACUUUUGUGCUGA